UUGGUGGACACCAGAGCCCUGGUCUCCCUCCAACCACUCCUGAGCCUCCCGCUGCCUCAACCCACGCGUCCUGCUGCUUCGCUGAUCGACUUUCCCUCUGACCUGUAGCUGAAUCUCCCACCCACGCUUGAGGACUUCGUUUGAACCCCAUCCUUUCCCAGACCCCUUUCUCCUCCUCCUCCUGCUCCAGGUGCCCAACAACCCCCUUCCCUCCCCUCACUCCAUCUCCUCCCCUCCCUCCCCCAGCUCCCUUUUUCCUCCCUCCCUCUCCCCCACCCCCAUCCUUUCCCCUUCCGUCCCCCAUCCCCCAUCCUUCUCCCCUUCCCUCCCACAGCCCUAAGCCACCCCCACCUCUGUCCUGGCCGCCUCAUGGCGCCCUGAGAGGACCAGGACAUGUGGCUGCGGUGGUUGCUCUUUUGGCUCCUCGUGCUGGGGUUUCCCAGCCAUCAAUGCACUCAGGUCAUCGAUGUCCUGCUUGCAAGUUUGUAUCCCGGGCCUGGCUUUUCUGAACUUCCCUGGAUGCUUAUUAUCAUUGCUGUCUCCCUGGGAAUUUGUUCCCUUGCCGUUUUGUUGUGGAUAACUGGCCUUGGUGUCAACAUGGCUGAAGAGGAACCUCGUCCUCUGCCACAAUGGCCCAACCUACCCUACUUCAUGGCUGGCCCUUCCAGACCAUUGAUGGGUGGCCAGGCACCUCCUCCACCUCGGGGUCCUCUGGGACCUCGAUCACUCUCUGCAACUGAAGGUUCUCUAGAAGCUCUGAUACCUCCUCCACUGGAACAUCCUCUGGAGCCUGAAACACCUUCUCCAGCUGAAGGUUUCCUGAGAUCUCAGACAGCUCACACAAGUGAGAUUCUGAAGGAACCUCAGCAACAUACUCCAGUCGAGUGUCCCCUGGAAAGGCAAUUACCUCGUAACCUUGAGUAUCCUCUGGAACUUAAACAAUCUCCUAUACUACAGUGUCCACUGGAACCUCAACUACCGCUUGAAAGUGAGCAUCCCCUGGGAGAUCAACAACCUCCUAUAAUACAGUAUCCACUGGGACCCCAACCACCUCCUGAAUGUGAGGGUCCCCUGGAAGUCCAACAUUCUGCAAUACUACAAUGUCCACUGGGACAUCAACCACCUCGUGAACUUGAGUGUUCACCAGAACCACAACCAUUUUUAUCUGAGAAUUCUACGGGACCUCAGACACUACCGAUACCCGAGUGUCUUCUGGAGGCUGAAGCACCUUGUCCAACUGAAGCAUUGCUGCCACCCCUGGUACCUUGUCUAAUAGAAAGUUUUCUUGGACCUGAACCACCAACUCCAGCUGACUGUUUGGUAGGAAUUCUAACAUACCUACUGACCUGUCCUCCAGAACCUCUACCACCUCCUGAAGGUGACGAUUUUCUGGAACGUGAGUCACAGCCUCCACUCGGGUUUCCACUGGGACCUCAACAACCUCCAGAAGAAGGUUAUGUGGAACCUCCAUCACCUCGUGUACUCGAGUGUUUGCUGGGCCCUCAAACAGGUCCUGCAGUGGAGUGCCCACUGGAAUAUCAACCACCUCCAGAACGUGAGUGUCCCCUGGAAGAUCAACAACAUCCUAUAAUACAGUAUCCACAGGGACCUCAAACACCUCUUGAACGUGAGUGUCUCCUGGAAGAUCAACAACCACCUAUACUACAAUGUCAACCGGGACCUCAACCACCUUUUGAACAUGAGUUUCCCCAGGAAGUCCAACAACCUCCAAUACUACAGUGUCCACUGAGACAUCAACCAUCUCCAGAAGUUAAGUGUCCCCUAGAAGAUCGACAAGGACCUAUAAUACAAUGUCAACCGGGACCUCAACCACCUCUAGAACAUGAGUGUCCCCAGGAAGUCCAACAACCUCCAAUCCUGCAGUGCCCACUGGGACAUCAACCAUUUCCAGAACGUGAGUGUCCCCGGGAAGAUCAACAAUAUUGUAUAAUUCAAUGUGAACUGGGACCUCAACCACCUCUAGAACAUGAGUGUCCCCAGGAAGUUCAACAAUUUCCAAUACUACAGUGCCCACUGGGACAUCAACUGUCUCCAGAAUGUGAGAGUCCCCUGGAAGAUCGACAACAUCCUGUAAUUCAAUGUGAACUAGGACCUCAACCACCUCUAGAACAUAAGUGUCCCCAGGAAGUCCAACAACCUCCAAUACUGCAGUGCCCACUGGGACAUCAACCAUCUCCAGAAAGUGAGUGUCCCCUGGAAGAUCGACAACAUCCUAUAAUUCAGUGUGAACUGGGACCUCAACCACCUCGUGAACUUGAGUGUUCACCAGAACCACAACCAUUUUUAUCUGAGAAUUCUCCGGGACCUCAGACACUACCGAUACUUGAGUGUCCUCUGGAUGCUGAAGCACCUUGUCCAACUGAAGCAUUGCUGCCACCCCUGGUACCUUGUCUAAUAGAGUGCUUUCUGGGACCCGAACGACCAACUCCAGCUGAUUGUUUGGUAGGAAUCCUAACAUAUCUACUGACCUGUCCUCCAGAACCUCUACCACCUCCUGAAGGUGACGAUUUUCUGGAACGUGAGUCACAGCCUCCACUCGGGUUUCCACUGGGACCUCAAGCACCUCCAGAAGAAGGGUAUGUGGAACCUCCAUCACUUCGUGUACUCGAGUGUUUGCUGGGCCCUCAAAUAGGUCCUGUAGUGCAGGGCCCACUGGAAUAUCAACCACCUCCAGAACGUGAGUGUCCCCUGGAAGAUCGACAACCUCCUAUAAUUCAGUGUGAACUGGGACCUCAAACACCUCUUGAACAUGAGUUUCCCCAGGAAGUCCAACAACCUCCAAUAACACAGUGCCCACUGGGACAACAACCAUCUCCAGAACGUGAGUGUCCCAUGAAAGUUCAACAACCUCCUAUAAUGCAGUAUCCACAGGGACCUCAACCACCUCUUAAACGUGAGUGUCCCCUGAAAGAUCAACAAUCACCUAUACUACACUGUCAACCGGGACCUCAGCCACCUCUUGAAUGUGAGUGUCUCCUGGAAGAUCAACAACCACCUAUACUACAAUGUCAACCGGGACCCCAACCACCUUUUGAACAUGAGUUUCCCCAGGAAGUCCAACAACCUCCAAUACUACAGUGCCCACUGAGACAUCAACCAUCUCCAGAACUUAAGUGUCCCCUGGAAGAUCGACAACCACCUAUACUACAAUGUCAACCGGGACCUCAACCACCUCUAGAACAUGAGUGUCCCCAGGAAGUCCAACAACCUCCAAUCCUGCAGUGCCCACUGGGACAUCAACCAUUUCCAGAAUGUGAGUGUCCCCAGGAAGAUCAACAACAUUGUAUAAUUCAAUGUGAACUGGGAUCUCAACCACCUCUAGAACAUGAGUGUCCCCAGGAAGUUCAACAAUUUCCAAUACUACAGUGCCCACUGGGACAUCAACCAUCUCCAGAAUGUGAGAGUCCCCUGGAAGAUCGACAACAUCCUGUAAUUCAAUGUGAACUAGGACCUCAACCACCUCUAGAACAUGAGUGUCCCCAGGAAGUCCAACAACCUCCAAUACUGCAGUGCCCACUGGAACAUCAACCAUCUCCAGAAAGUGAGUGUCCCCUGGAAGAUCGACAACAUCCUAUAAUUCAGUGUGAACUGGGACCUCAACCACGUCAUGAACUUGAGUGUUCACCAGAACCACAACCAUUUUUAUCUGAGAAUGCUCCGGGACUUCAGACACUACCGAUACUUGAGUGUCCUCUGGAUGCUGAAGCACCUUGUCCAACUGAAGCAUUGCUGCCACCCCUGGUACCUUGUCUAAUAGAGUGCUUUCUGGGACCCGAACGACCAACUCCAGCUGAUUGUUUGGUAGGAAUCCUAACAUAUCUACUGACCUGUCCUCCAGAACCUCUACCACCUCCUGAAGGUGACGAUUUUCUGGAACGUGAGUCACAGCCUCCACUCGGGUUUCCACUGGGACCUCAAGCACCUCCAGAAGAAGGUUAUGUGGAACCUCCAUCACUUCGUGUACUCGAGUGUUUGCUGGGCCCUCAAAUAGGUCCUGUAGUGCAGGGCCCACUGGAAUAUCAACCACCUCCAGAACGUGAGUGUCCCCUGGAAGAUCGACAACCUCCUAUAAUUCAGUGUGAACUGGCACCUCAAACACCUCUUGAACAUGAGUGUCUCCUGGAAGAUCAACAACCACCUAUACUACAAUGUCAACCGGGACCUCAACCACCUUUUGAACAUGAGUUUCCCCAGGAAGUCAAACAACCUCCAAUAACACAGUGCCCACUGGGACAACAACCAUCUCCAGAACGUGAGUGUCCCAUGAAAGUUCAACAACCUCCUAUAAUGCAGUAUCCACAGGGACCUCAACCACCUCUUAAACGUGAGUGUCCCCUGAAAGAUCAACAAUCACCUAUACUACACUGUCAACCGGGACCUCAGCCACCUCUUGAAUGUGAGUGUCUCCUGGAAGAUCAACAACCACCUAUACUACAAUGUCAACCGGGACCUCAACCACCUUUUGAACAUGAGUUUCCCCAGGAAGUCCAACAACCUCCAAUACUACGGUGCCCACUGAGACAUCAACCAUCUCCAGAACUUCAGUGUCCCCUGGAAGAUCGACAACCACCUAUACUACAAUGUCAACCGGGACCUCAACCACCUCUAGAACAUGAGUGUCCCCAGGAAGUCCAACAACCUCCAAUCCUGCAGUGCCCACUGGGACAUCAACCAUUUCCAGAAUGUGAGUGUCCCCAGGAAGAUCAACAACAUUGUAUAAUUCAAUGUGAACUGGGACCUCAACCACCUCUAGAACAUGAGUGUCCCCAGGAAGUUCAACAAUUUCCAAUACUACAAUGCCCACUGGGACAUCAACCAUCUCCAGAAUGUGAGAGUCCCCUGGAAGAUCGACAACAUCCUGUAAUUCAAUGUGAACUAGGACCUCAACCACCUCUAGAACAUGAGUGUCCCCAGGAAGUCCAACAACCUCCAAUACUGCAGUGCCCACUGGAACAUCAACCAUCUCCAGAAAGUGAGUGUCCCCUGGACGAUCGACAACAUCCUAUAAUUCAGUGUGAACUGGGACCUCAACCACCUCGUGAACUUGAGUGUUCACCAGAACCACAACCAUUUUUAUCUGAGAAUUCUCCGGGACCUCAGACACUACCGAUACUUGAGUGCCCUCUGGAUGCUGAAGCACCUUGUCCAACUGAAGCAUUGCUGCCACCCCUGGUACCUUGUCUAAUAGAGUGCUUUCUGGGACCCGAACGACCAACUCCAGCUGAUUGUUUGGUAGGAAUCCUAACAUAUCUACUGACCUGUCCUCCAGAACCUCUACCACCUCCUGAAGGUGACGAUUUCCUGGAACGUGAGUCACAGCCUCCACUCGGGUUUCCACUGGGACCUCAAGCACCUCCAGAAGAAGGUUAUGUGGAACCUCCAUCACCUCGUGUACUUGAGUGUUUGCUGGGCCCUCAAACAGGUCCUGCAGUGGAGUGCCCACUGGAAUAUCAACCACCUCCAGAACGAGAGUGUCCCCUGGAAGAUCGACAACCUCCUAUAAUUCAGUGUGAACUGGGACCUCAACCACCUCUAGAACGUGAGUGUCCCCAGGAAGUCCAACAACCUACAAUACUACAGGGCCCACGGGGACAUCAACCAUUUCCAGAACAUGAGUGUCCCAUGGAAGUUCAACAACCUUCUAUAAUACAGUAUUUACAGGGACAUCAACCACCUCUUAAACAUGAGUGUCCCCUGGAAGAUCAACAAUCACCUAUACUACAAUUUCAACCGGGACCUCAACCACCUCUUGAAUGUGAGUGUCCCCAGGAAGUCCAACAACCUCCAAUACUACAGUGCCCACUGAGACAUCAACCAUCACCAGAACGUGAGUAUCCUGUGGAAGUUCAACAACCUCCUAUAAUACAGUAUCCACAGGGACCACAAACACCUCUUGAAUGUGAGUGUCCCCAGGAAGUCCAACAACCUCCAAUACUACAGUGCCCACUGGGACAUCAACCAUCUCCAGAACGUGAGUGUCCCCUGGAAGAUCGACAACCUCCUAUAAUUCAGUGUGAACUGGGACCUCAAACACCUCUUGAACGUGAGUGUCUCCUGGAAGAUCAACAACCACCUAUACUACAAUGUCAAACGGGACCUCAACCACCUUUUGAACAUGAGUUUCCCCAGGAAGUCCAACAACCUCCAAUACUACAGUGCCCACUGAGACAUCAACCACCUCCAGAACUUAAGUGUCCCCUGGAAAAUCGACAACCACCUAUAAUACAAUGUCAAGCGGGACCUCAACCACCUCUAGAACAUGAGUGUCCCCAGGAAGUCCAACAGCCUCCAAUCCUGCAGUGCCCACUGGGACAUCAACCAUUUCUAGAACAUGAGUGUCCCCGGGAAGAUCAACAACAUCGUAAAAUUCAAUGUGAACUGGGACCUCGACCACCUCUAGAACAUGAGUGUCCCCAGGAAAUCCAAGAACCUCCAAUACUGCAGUGCCCACUGGAACAUCAGCCAUCUCCAGAACGUGAGUGUCCCUUGGAAGAUCGACAACAUCCUAUAAUUCAGUGUGAACUGGGACCUCAACCACCUCGUGAACUUGAGUGCUCACCAGAACCACAACCAUUUUUAUCUGGUAAUUCUCCGGGACCUCAGACACUACCGAUACUUGAGUGUCCUCUGGAAGCUGAAGCAUCUUGUCCAACUGAAGCAUUGCUGCCACCCCUGGUACCUUGUCUAAUAGAGUGCUUUCUGGGACCCGAACGACCAACUCCAGCUGAUUGUUUGGUAGGAAUCCUAACAUAUCUACUGACCUGUCCUCCAGAACCUCUACCACCUCCUGAAGGUGAUGAUUUUCUGGAACAUGAGUCACAGCCUCCACUCGAGUUUCCAUUGGGACCUCAAGCACCUCCAGAAGAAGGUUAUGUGGAACCUCCAUCACCUCGUGUACUCGAGUGUUUGCUGGGCCCUGAAACUUGUCCUGUAGUGGAGUGCCCACUGGAAUAUCAACCACCUCCAGAAUGUGAGUGUCCCCUGGAAGAUCGACAACCACCUAUACUACAAUGUCAAUUGGGACCUCAACCACCUCUAGAACGUGAGUGUCCCCAGGAAGUCCAACAACCUCCAAUACUACAGUGCCCACUCGGACAUCAACCAACUCCAGAUUGUGAGUGUCCCCUGGAAGAUCGACAAUAUCUUAUAAUUCAGUGUGAACUGGGACCUCAACCACCUCUAGAAUGUGAGUGUCCCCGGGAAGUCCAACAACCUCCACUACUACAGGACCCACUGGGACAUCAACCAUCUCCGGAACGUAAGUGUCCCGUGGAAGAUCGACAACCACCUAUAAUACAAUGUCAACCGGGACCUCCACCACCUCUUGAACGUAAGUGUCUCCUGGAAGAUCAACAACCACCUAUACUACAAUGUGAACCGGGACCUCAACCACCUCUUGAACAUGAGUGUCCCCAGGAAGUCCAACAACCUCCAAUCCUGCAGUGCCCACUUGGGCAUCAACCAUUUCCAGAACGUGAGUGUCCCCGGGAAGAUCGACAACAUCGUAUAAUUCAAUGUGAACUGGGACCUCAACCACCUCUAGAACAUGAGUGUCCCCAGGAAGUUCAACAACUUCCACUACUACAGUGCCCACUUGGACAUCAACCAUCUCAAGAAUGUGAGUGUCCCCUGGAAGAUCAACAGCAUCCUAUAAUUCAGUGUGAACUGGGACCUCAACCACCUCAUGAACUUGAGUGUUCACCAGAACCACAACCAUUUUUAUCUGAGAACUCUCCGGGACCUCAGACACUACCGAUACUUGAGUGUCCUCUGGAAGCUGAAGCACCUUGUCCAACUGAAGCAUUGCUGCCACCCCUAGUACCUUGUCUAAUACAGUGCUUUCUAGGAUCCGAACGACCAACUCCAGCUGAUUGUUUAACAUAUCUACUGACCUGUCCUCCAGAACCUCUACCACCUCCUGAAGGUGACGAUUUUCUGGAACGUGAGUCACCGCCUCCACUCGGAUUUCCACUGGGACCUCAAGCACCUCCAGAAGAAGUUUAUGUGGAACCUCCAUCACCUCAUUUACUCGAGUGUUUGCUGGGCCCUCAAACAGGUCCUGUAGUGCAGGGCCCACUGGAAUAUCAACCACCUCCAGAACGUGAGUGUCCCCUGGAAGAUCGACAACAUCCUAUAAUUCAGUGUAAACUGGGACCUCAACCACCUCUAGAACGUGAGUGUCCCCAGGAAGUCCAACAACCUACAAUACUACAGGGCCCACGGGGACAUCAACCAUUUCCAGAACAUGAGUGUCCCAUGGAAGUUCAACAACCUUCUAUAAUACAGUAUUUACAGGGACAUCAACCACCUCUUAAACAUGAGUGUCCCCUGGAAGAUCAACAAUCACCUAUACUACAAUGUCAACCGGGACCUCAACCACCUCUUGAAUGUGAGUGUCCCCAGGAAGUCCAACAACCUCCAAUACUACAGUGCCCACUGGGACAUCAACCAUCUCCAGAAGUUAAGUGUCCCCUGGAAGAUCGACAACCACCUAUAAUACAAUGUCAACCGGGACCUCAACCACCUCUAGAACAUAAGUGUCCCCAGGAAGUCCAACAGCCUCCAAUCCUGCAUUGCCCACUGGCACAUCAACCAUUUCCAGAACAUGAGUGUCCCCGGGAAGAUCAACAUCAUCGUAUAAUUCAAUGUGAACUGGGACCUCGACCACCUCUAGAACAUGAGUGUCCCCAGGAAAUCCAAGAACCUCCAACACUGCAGUGCCCACUGGAACAUCAGCCAUCUCCAGAACGUGAGUGUCCCCUGGAAGAUCGACAACAUCCUAUAAUUCAGUGUGAACUGGGACCUCAACCACCUCGUGAACUUGAGUGUUCACCAGAACCACAACCAUUUUUAUCUGAGAAUUCUCCGGGACCUCAGACACUACCGAUACUUGAGUGUCCUCUGGAAGCUGAAGCACCUUGUCCAACUGAAGCAUUGCUGCCACCCCUGGUACCUUGUCUAAUAGAGUGCUUUCUGGGACCCGAACGACCAACUCCAGCUGAUUGUUUGGUAGGAAUCCUAACAUAUCUACUGACCUGUCCUCCAGAACCUCUACCACCUCCUGAAGGUGACGAUUUUCUGGAAUGUGAGUCACAGCCUCCUCUCGGGUUUCCAUUGGGACCUCAAGCACCUCCAGAAGAAGGUUAUGUGGAACCUCCAUCACCUCGUGUACUCGAGUGUUUGCUGGGUCCUCAAACAGGUCCUGUAGUGGAGUACCCACUGGAAUAUCAACCACCUCCAGAACGUGAGUGUCCCCUGGAAGAUAGACAACAUCCUAUAACUCAGUGUGAACUGAGACCUCAACCACCUCCAGAACGUGAGUGUCCCCUUGAAGAUCAACAACAUCCUAUAAUUCAGUGUAAACUGGGACCUCAACCACCUCUAGAACGUGAGUGUCCCCUGGAAGAUCAACAAUCACCUAUACUACGAUGUCAACCGGGACCUCAGCCACCUCUUGAACAUGAGUGUCCCCAGGAAGUCCAACAUCCUUUAAUAUUACAGUGCCCCCUGGGACAUCAACCAUCACCACAACGUGAGUGUCCUUUGGAAGUUCAACAACCUCCUAUAAUACAGUAUCCACAGGGACCUCAAACACCUCUUGAACGUGAGUGUCUCCUGGAAGAUCAACAACCACCUAUACUACAAUGUCAAUUGGGACCUCAACCACCUCUAGAACGUGAGUGUCCCCAGGAAGUCCAAGAACCUCCAAUACUACAGUGCCCACUCGGACAUCAACCAACUCCAGAUUGUGAGUGUCCCCUGGAAGAUCGACAACAUCUUAUAAUUCAGUGUGAACUGGGACCUCAAACACCUCUAGAACGUGAGUGUCCCCGGGAAGUCCAACAACCUCCACUACUACAGGACCCACUGGGACAUCAACCAUCUCCGGAACGUAAGUGUCCCCUGGAAGAUCGACAACCACCUAUAAUACAAUGUCAACCGGGACCUCAACCACCUCGUGAACGUAAGUGUCUCCUGGAAGACCAACAACCACCUAUACUACAAUGUGAACCGGGACCUCAACCACCUCUUGAACAUGAGUGUCCCCAGGAAGUACAACAACCUCCAAUCCUGCAGUGCCCACUGGGACAUCAACCAUCUCCAGAAUGUGAGUGUCCCCUGGAUGAUCGACAACAUCCUGUAAUUCAAUGUGAACUAGGACCUCAACCACCUCUAGAACAUGAGUGUCCCCAGGAAGUCCAACAACCUCCAAUACUGCAGUGCCCACUGGGACAUCAAGCAUCUCCAGAACCUGAGAGUCCCCUGGAAGAACGACAACAUCGUAUAAUUCAGUAUGAACUGGGACCUCAGCCACCUCUAGAACAUGAGUGUCCCCAGGAAGUACAACCACCUCCAAUACUACAGUGCCCACUGGGACAUCAACCAUCUUCAGAACGUGAGUGUCCCCUGGAAGAUCAACAGCAUCCUAUAAUUCAGUGUGAACUGGGACCUCAACCACCUCGUGAACUUGAGUGUUCACCAGAACCACAACCAUUUUUAUCUGAAAACUCUCCGGGACCUCAGACACUACCGAUACUUGAGUGUCCUCUGGAAGCUGAAGCACCUUGUCCAACUGAAGCAUUGCUGCCACCCCUGGUACCUUGUCUAAUAGAGUGCUUUCUGGGACCAGAACGACCAACUCCAGCUGACUGUUUGGUAGGAAUUCUAACAUAUCUACUGACCUGUCCUCCAGAACCUCUACCACCUCCUGAAGGUGACGAUUUUCUGGAAUGUGAGUCACAGCCUCCACUCGGAUUUCCACUGGGACCUCAAGCACCUCCAGAAGAAGGUUAUGUGGAACCUCCAUCACCUCGUGUACUCGAGUGUUUGCUGGGCCCUCAAACAGGUCCUGUAGUGCAGGGCCCACUGGAAUAUCAGCCACCUCCAGAACGUGAGUGUCCCCUGGAAGAUCGACAACCUCCUAUAAUUCAGUGUGAACUGGGACCUCAACCACCUCUAGAACUUGAGUGUCCCCAGGAAGUCCAACAACCUACAAUACUACAGGGCCCACGGGAACAUCAACCAUUUCCAGAACAUGAGUGUCCCAUGGAAGUUCAACAACCUUCUAUAAUACAGUAUUUACAGGGACAUCAACCACCUCUUAAACAUGAGUGUCCCCUGGAAGAUCAACAAUCACCUAUACUACAAUGUCAACCGGGACCUCAACCACCUCUUGAAUGUGAGUGUCCCCAGGAAGUCCAACAACCUCCAAUACUACAGUGCCCACUGGGACAUCAACCAUCUCCAGAACAUGAGUGUCCCCUGGAAGAUCGACAACCUCCUAUAAUUCAGUGUGAACUGGGACCUCAAACACCUCUUGAACGUGAGUGUUUCCUGGAAGAUCAACAACCACCUAUACUACAAUGUCAACCAGGACCUCAACCACCUUUUGAACAUGAGUUUCCCCAGGAAGUCCAACAACCUCCAAUACUACAGUGCCCACUGAGACAUCAACCAUCUCCAGAACUUAAGUGUCCCCUGGAAGAUCGACAACCACCUAUAAUACAAUGUCAACCGGGACCUCAACCACCUCUAGAACAUAAGUGUCCCCAGGAAGUCCAACAGCCUCCAAUCCUGCAGUGCCCACUGGGACAUCAACCAUUUCUAGAACAUGAGUGUCCCCGGGAAGAUCAACAACAUCGUAUAAUUCAGUGUGAACUGGGACCUCGACCACCUCUAGAACAUGAGUGUCCCCAGGAAAUCCAAGAACCUCCAACACUGCAGUGCCCACUGGAACAUCAGCCAUCUCCAGAACGUGAGUGUCCCCUGGAAGAUCGACAACAUCCUAUAAUUCAGUGUGAACUGGGACCUCAACCACCUCGUGAACUUGAGUGCUCACCAGAACCACAACCAUUUUUAUCUGGUAAUUCUCCGGGACCUCAGACACUACCGUUACUUGAGUGUCCUCUGGAAGCUGAAGCACCUUGUCCAACUGAAGCAUUGCUGCCACCCCUGGUACCUUGUCUAAUAGAGUGCUUUCUGGGACCCGAACGACCAACUCCAGCUGAUUGUUUGGUAGGAAUUCUAACAUAUCUACUGACCUGUCCUCCAGAACCUCUACCACCUCCUGAAGGUGACGAUUUUCUGGAACGUGAGUCACAGCCUCCACUCGGGUUUCCACAGGGACCUCAAGCACCUCCAGAAGGUUAUGUGGAACCUCCAUCACCUCGUGUACUCGAGUGUUUGCUGGGCCCUCAAACAGGUCCUGUAGUGCAGGGCCCACUGGAAUAUCAACCACCUCCAGAACAUGAGUGUCCCCAGGAAUUCCAACAACCUCCAAUACUACAGUGCCCACUCGGACAUCAACCAACUCCAGAUUGUGAGUGUCCCCUGGAAGAUCGACAACAUCCUAUAAUUCAGUGUAAACUGGGACCUCAACCACCUCUAGAACGUGAGUGUCCCCUGGAAGAUCAACAAUCACCUAUACUACAAUGUCAACCGGGACCUCAGCCACCUCUUGAACAUGAGUGUCCCCAGGAAGUCCAACAUCCUUUAAUAUUACAGUGCCCCCUGGGACAUCAACCAUCACCACAACGUGAGUGUCCUUUGGAAGUUCAACAACCUCCUAUAAUACAGUAUCCACAGGGACCUCAAACACCUCUUGAACGUGAGUGUCUCCUGGAAGAUCAACAACCACCUAUACUACAAUGUCAAUUGGGACUUCAACCACCUCUAGAACGUGAGUGUCCCCAGGAAGUCCAACAACCUCUUAUACGACAGUGUCCAGUGGGACCUCAAGCACCUCCUGAAGGAUAAUUUCAAAAUUAGAAGACUCUCCUGAGCCGUGAUAUCUUUGCAAAGUUUCCAACAUGUUUUACACUCCAUGCUGGUGCUGUCUCCUCCCCCUGUCAUUUCCAUAAUGUCUCCCUUAAUAAACAUUUGCAGUCCUAUCUGUCUGGGCAUCUG
Messenger RNA from Callithrix jacchus (white-tufted-ear marmoset), 12927 nucleotides. RefSeq lists its product as uncharacterized. The record is from RefSeq and is a predicted model, not a curated record. Lineage: Eukaryota; Metazoa; Chordata; Mammalia; Primates; Cebidae.